This is a messenger RNA of Pygocentrus nattereri (red-bellied piranha), 1445 nucleotides long. RefSeq names its product carboxypeptidase A1-like. The record is from RefSeq and is a predicted model, not a curated record. Gene Ontology annotation, biological process: proteolysis. The coding region runs from base 72 to 1331 and encodes 419 amino acids. Gene Ontology annotation, molecular function: zinc ion binding; metallocarboxypeptidase activity. The transcript is spliced from 11 exons. NCBI's taxonomy places the organism in Eukaryota, Metazoa, Chordata, Actinopteri, Characiformes, Serrasalmidae.
GUCACAAAACCCCUGCGCACAAUUAUAAAAGGCCAUGGUCACUUUGAACGGUUCUACAGCAGAAAGCAAAGAUGAAGUGUCUUUUGGUCUUGAUUGCUCUGUCUGUGGCUGCUUUUGCCAAGGAAAACUUUGUGGGACACCAGGUCCUUCGAAUCACCCCAAAAAAUGAGGCCGAGGUUAUUCUCCUAAAGGAACUCUCACAGCUGGAGCACCUUGAGCUGGACUUCUGGAGGGAGCCCAUUGAUGUGUCUCUGCCUGUAGAUGCACGUGUUCCAUUCCACAGUCUGCAGCCUGUCAGGUCCUUCCUGGCAUACAAUGAGAUCCACUAUGAUAUUAUGAUUGCAGACCUUCAGGAUCUUCUGGAUGCAGAACAGCAGGAGAUGACGAAAUCUCGUGCUCUUCAGCCCAGAUCCACUGAUGACUUCAACUAUGCCACCUACCACACCCUGAGUGAGAUCAACAGCUUCAUUGAUGCGCUCGUACAGGAGAACCCAAAUUUGGUUAGCAAAAUUGUGAUUGGCCAGAGCUAUGAGGGCCGUCCUCUAAAUGUUCUGAAGUUUAGCACUGGUGCUAACCGACCUGGUAUCUGGAUCGACACUGGCAUCCACUCCAGAGAAUGGGUCACCCAGGCCAGCGGAACCUGGUUUGCCAAGAAGAUUGCAACUGACUAUGGACGUGAUGCUGCUCUUACUGCCAUCCUUGACAGGUUUGACAUUUUCCUGGAGAUCGUCACCAACCCUGAUGGAUUUCAGUUCACCCACACCUCUAACCGCAUGUGGCGCAAGACAAGAAAGCCCAACUCUGGAUCCCGUUGUGCUGGAGUUGACCCCAACAGAAACUGGGAUGCUGGCUUUGGAGGUGCUGGCUCCAGUAGCAACCCUUGCUCUGAGACGUACCGUGGAACUUAUGCUCACUCAGAGCCUGAAGUCAAGGCCAUUGUGGACUUUGUGACAUCUCAUGGCAACCUGAAAGCCUUUGUGUCCAUCCACAGCUACUCUCAAAUGUUGCUGUACCCCUACGGCUACACCAAGACUCCUUGCAGGGACCAGGCAGAGCUGCAUGAAGUUGCACAGAGGGCAGUUGCUGCCUUGACGAGCCUGUAUGGCACUAAGUACGCAUAUGGCAGCAUCAUCAAUGUCAUUUACCAAGCUAGUGGCGGCACCAUUGACUGGACUUACGACCAAGGCAUCAAGUACUCCUACACCUUUGAGCUGAGAGAUACCGGUCGCUAUGGUUUCAUCCUCCCUGCUAAUCAGAUCGUCCCCACUGCUCAGGAGACGUGGCAGGCCCUCAUGGUCAUCAUGGACCAUACCAAGAACAACCCCUAUUGAACCAACAGUUGGGUUGAAUGUUGAUGGGUCAUUUAACAAGGAAACAUAAUAGCUUUGGGCCCACAGAAGAUCCAUCUCAUCUUGUUAAAAGAGUUAAAUAAACUGCUCAAUCAA